GGUGGUAAGGUUUGUGGAGAGAAGUGAGACGGAGGAGGAGGGGUAGACAGCCUGGCAGACAGGUGCGCGUCCGUAGUCUGUUUCAUUUUCUCUCGAUCCUUUUAAGUGAUAGAGCCAUGGAUACUCGCAAGGAAAACAAGGUAAGAAAACAACCUAUGAAACCCAAAACGACGAAGCCAAAGGAGAAGAAAUACAAAACUGGGAGGUCUAGAAGGAAAUCACUUCGAUCUUUUGGGAAUUUCAUGGGAAGGAUCCUUAAAACUUUGGGCACUUUAGCGCACUUUGGCGAAGCGGAACAGCCGGACGCAGAGGACGACGACGGUGGCUUCGGGCAAAGCGCCUCGGGUGGUUUCAAAGAAAAUUGUUCGCAGAUCUCCAGGGAAGGAACCGUAAAGAAGAGCUCCACGGUUUCUUCCAUUCACGGCUCGGUGAAAGACAGGCUGUCAUGGUGCUACGGCGACAAGACCCCGGGAGUGCUGGGACUGAAGAACCACGGCAACACCUGUUUCAUGAACGCCGUGGUUCAGUGCCUCAGCAACACGGACCUGCUUGCAGAAUACCUCGGGUUGGAGCAGUAUAAGUCGGAUAUUUGCCGCCAGAGGGUGAACGGGGAGCUGAGAGGAGAGGAGUCACAGACCGCCAGAGGAGAAGUGACUGAGCAGCUGGCGUCGCUGGUUCGAGCGCUUUGGACGCUGGAGUACACGCCACAGCUGUCUGUGGAGUUCAAGAGCAUUGUGGCCAAAUAUGCAUCUCAGUUUCGUGGAAACUCUCAGCAGGACGCCCUUGAGUUCCUCCUCUGGCUCUUAGACAGAGUUCAUGAAGAUGCCAAUUCCAACCCUGACAAUAGCAACAGCAGCACCAAGACCAAAGCCAAUGCCAAGGGAACCAGUUCAUUGGAUAAUGCUUCCAGUCCUAGCGUAGCCGGUACACACCAACCUCGAGGUCGACACAGUUUUGUCCAGGAACACUUCCAGGCUCAGUACAGGUCUUCUCUGACAUGCCCUCAUUGCCUUAAACAGAGCAACACCUUUGACCCAUUUUUAUGCAUCUCUCUGCCUAUUCCUCUACGACAAACCAGGCCAUUGUGUGUGACGUUGGUGUUCAACACAAAGGGUCAGAGGUACCUGCGAGUGGGGCUGGCUGUACCACUGUUUGGCUCCCUGUCCUGUCUCAGAGCUAUGGUAGCAGCAGAGGGCAACAUCUCACCUGACCAGGUCGUCCUUGUAGAGCUGUAUUCCACAGGUUUCCAGCGUUCCUUCUCAGAUGAUGACGACCUAACUGCAAUUGCUGAUAGCGAUGUUGUCUACGCCUUCCAGGCUCCUUCACUCGCUAGUUGUGGAGGCUCCGCGCAACACUCAGGAUAUCACCACAGCCUCCCUUCCUCCCCCUACACCUUCACGGCUGGACCGGAUGGUCAGAGGUUACCUCCAUCUGGCACCCUCUCCUCUGAGUACCUGAACCAGGGUAGCUCCAAGGUCCUCCUCCUUAUCUGCAACACAGUAGGAUCUGGCCAGCAGGCUGUCAGGUUUGGGCCUCCAUUUCUUAUGCUUGAGGACAGGGGUAUCUCCUGGGACCAGCUGCAUCAGAGCAUCCUCAGUAAGCUCUAUUAUCUGAUGCUGAAUGGAUCUCAGGCUCAGAAUGCUGGGGUGCUGUUUAAGAUCAGAGUAGUGGGAGGAUCGGCAGCCUACAGCUACCUGUCCCCACAGGACAGUAGGCCACUGUACCACCCUGCUGUUGACAGAGCUCUGAAGUUCUGUGGCCCAGGGGGCCCCCCUCACGUGAAGCUCGUUAUUGAAUGGGAGCUGAGCACUAAAGAAUGUCUGUUUGGCAGCAUCCAGGAGGAGGUAGUAAAGGAUGCAGAGAGUGUGAGGAACCAGCAGCAACAGCACCUUCAGCAGCAUAGCUGUACCUUGGACGAGUGCUUUAAGCUGUAUACCAAAGAAGAGCAGCUUGCACCUGAUGAUGCCUGGAAGUGUCCCCACUGUAAGCAGCUUCAGCAGGGUAUGGUGAAGAUGAGCCUGUGGACUCUGCCAGACAUCCUGAUCCUCCAUCUCAAGCGCUUCCGUCAGGUAGGCGAGCGAAGGAACAAGCUGUCCACCCUCGUGCGUUUCCCUCUGACUGGUCUGGACAUGGCACCCCAUGUAGUGAAGAGAAGCCAGAGUAUGAAAAACCUGAACCUGGGGCCAUCAACACCUUCCUGGAAACAGCAUUCAGGCCAACCCCACCAAUCUGCUGACAUGAUCCUUCCUCACGAAUACCUGUAUGAUCUUUAUGCUGUGUGUAACCAUCAUGGAGGAAUGCAUGGAGGACAUUAUACUGCUUACUGUAGGAAUUCGGUGGAUGGCCAGUGGUAUAGCUACGAUGACAGCAGCGUAGACCUGGUGCAAGAGGAGGAAGUGUGCACAAGAGGAGCUUACAUCCUUUUCUACCAGAGACGAAACACCAUUCCUCCGUGGUCAGCCAGCAGCUCCAUCAGAGGCUCCACAAGUUCAUCAGUGUCAGACCACUGGCUAAUCAGGCUGGCAGGGGACAGUAAGAGAGGCAGCGUGGUGUCUCGUUCAUCCACCACCUGUCCGUCUUCCUUACCUGACUCUCCAGAGUCUCCAGUCUUCCUAGACAAUGGCUUCAAAGAGGGAAGAGGUGGAUUUGAGAAGAGGCCAUUUGUGAGAAAUCUUCAGGGGCGCAGCAUGAGCAUGAGAGCCCCCAGCAAAACCAAGGACACCCUAAGCAGAGUGUUUCCCCUGCGCUGGUCCUUUGGCUCCAAGGACAGUCGAAAACCUGACCCAGUCCCUCCCCCGGUACCUGAUCCUGCCCCUGUAGAGCUGGUACAGUACUUGGAAUCUGGCCGGCGUCCCCGGUGCACCAAGGAUUCAAUAGUAACAUUAAUGAAUGAACCACGCAGCACAAAGGAAGCUACUAAGGGGCGCAUUGCAGCCAAUGUUCGUUCAUCCAGCGUUGGAAGUAUAAGUUGUGUGAGUAAGGCAAGGGAGGAGCCAUUUACACAGGUCCCAGAGGGCCAGAAAUGGCCAUCAGAUAAAACGGCUAGUCUGAGACGUAACAAAGGGAGCCAGGCAAGAGAUGAGAGCUCUGCAAAUAUCAGCAGCAGCUCCAGCACCAACACCCUUACCAGGAGGAAGGAUGGAAGGAGGCAAAGCUCCUCCAAAUCUUCCAAGGAUACUGAGACAAAACAGAUUUCCAGUGCUGGAGUUCAGCCCAGUUACAGCACACCCAGUCUCCAAGAUGGAACUCUGAAAAGACAAAAGGGAGGCAGGGCUGAUAGGGAACACCAUAGCACACAAGAAGAAAACUCUAAGAGCAAGAAAGCAGAAGCACCUAAGGGCCAUGAGGGACUGCUGUCUUUCUUUAAAGGUAACUUCCUGAAGAAGGAUAAAGAUCCAAGGAAGCCCACUGAGUACGAGUCAGGGAGAGCAGGAGAUGAAGAAGAAAGCAGAAGGACCUUGUCAAGGCCGUCUCUAUCCAAUGGAGCAGCAGGAGGCCGAUCUGGAGUGGAAAGAGGCAAGUCUAAUGGCUCAGGCCAUCUGGUUAAUGAGCUGGUAAACGGUAAGGUGGGUCGCAAAGCAGCUGAAAUCAAACGCUCCCAGAGCUCCACCAACAUCCCCACUAAAGCGGAGCAGAGCAUGCGUAGGACAGCAUCUUUGCAUCGUAAUGGGAUGUCAACCGCGCCCUCGCGCAGUCUGACAACUGACAAACCAUCUUAUGGCACCUUGCAGAGGACUCGUUAUAGCACAACCUCACUGGGGCGCAAAAGGACAGUCCCUGAGUCGAGCUUCUAACACUGAGACACAUAAAGCCUUUUUCCUGAUAGACAUUGAAGGACAUUCAAUCUCUAAGACAGAUCAAAGCAAUAGCGCUCCAUUCACAGUAAUACGCCUUUUUUUGUUUCUAGAAAAUUAACUGACUCAAGUAGUUUGCACCGUGUGAGACAGAAUAAAUGAAGGGUCCUCUAAUGUUGAAGGGGGCAUUAAUAAGCAGAAUGAUGUGACCUGUCCAUCAAAUAUCAGAGGGAGUCCUUCUCUAUUCUAUUUUUUUUUUAAUGACCUAAAUAAGUGCCUGAUCAGCCAAUAUGCAGUUUAGACCGAUUGAUUUAUGUCUAUUUAGAACUGGAAGCACACAGCAACACAUGUACAAACACAUUGCACACGCAUGUGUCUUAUAAGCGUAGUGUGAGUGUUGGAAUUCAUCACUCUACUUUGAACUC
Archocentrus centrarchus (flier cichlid) is the source of this 4219-nucleotide messenger RNA. RefSeq names its product ubiquitin specific peptidase 43a (gene usp43a). The record is from RefSeq and is a predicted model, not a curated record. Lineage: Eukaryota; Metazoa; Chordata; Actinopteri; Cichliformes; Cichlidae. Gene Ontology annotation, biological process: protein deubiquitination. Bases 117 to 3794 code for a protein of 1225 amino acids. The transcript has 16 exons. Gene Ontology annotation, molecular function: cysteine-type deubiquitinase activity.